Messenger RNA from Hibiscus syriacus, 2264 nucleotides. RefSeq lists its product as uncharacterized. The record is from RefSeq and is a predicted model, not a curated record. Bases 43 to 2013 code for a protein of 656 amino acids. The transcript is spliced from 5 exons. Lineage: Eukaryota; Viridiplantae; Streptophyta; Magnoliopsida; Malvales; Malvaceae.
UCACCCAAUUUUUCAUAUAACCCUAACUACUCAAUUUCGUCUAUGCUCUCACUGUUCAUUAUCCCAAUAAAUCCAUUGCCUUUUCCUUUCGAACCUCCCCUUUUUAUCUAUUUUCUUCUCUUCUCGGUCGCUUUGAUUAAAGUAAGAAGCAAAAGUAAAAUGAGAGGGAAAGGAGCAAAGAACAACCUGCUGAAAAGCUGCAACAUGAAUGGGAAAUUUGAGAAUGUUGUUUUCAUUGAUGUUGAUGGUGAUAGAUUUGAGAAUGUUAUCAUCAUUGAUGCUCCUGAAUCUGUGGAGGAUGAUUUACAAGGUUCCAGUGGAUCGAAGGGUGAUAAGCAUUUCCCUGCUCCAGAUGUAAUUAGCAUUGAUGAUGAUGAAUCUGAUAAAAUGGAUGAACCUGAAAUUUGUGUUGAAUGUGGUGAUGACUUCUAUAGUGAUGCCUCCUCAAGAAAAAGUUGUCCUGUACCUGACUUUAAGCAGAAACCUACAGGAUUAGAUGAUGAUGACUGCUGGUUCAUCAGGGAAAAGAAACCUGCAUUUAAACUAUCAAAGUGCAAGAAAACCUAUGCAGGGAAGACUUCUUGUGGAAAACGUUUUGGUUUAAGUCCUGAGUCCGAGGAUAGCUCAUCUGAAAGUGAUUAUUCUGAUUGUGAAGUUAUUGAAGGUUCUGUUGGGAAAUUUCAAGAACAGUGGGAGAAAACUUCCCAAAGAAGGAGAUAUAAUUUUAGAAAUGGUCAAUCUGGUUUAGAAGAUCAGACUAGUGGCUCAGGAUCACAUAAUGAUACUCCUCCCGGAGUUGGAGAAAAUAUGAGUCAACAAUACUCUGAAACCCCUGCGACCUCUGGUUCAAGUGAUUCAAAUAUUCAGAAACAAAACUCUUCUGCCUUUGAGACUAAUAAUGAUGAUUUUCUGGAUGAUAUUUGUCUCAAUCGUGGGAUAGAAAGGCCUUUCGUAGAAUCUGAGAAGAAAGAUGAGCGUGAAAGCUUUUCACAACCAAAUUAUGGGCUUACUCCUGAAGCAAAGUUUUCUCAUGUUCAAUCUGAUAUACAUGGAAGAGAAAGAUUUAUGAAAGGUCCUCUUUCAUGGGAUAGCAAUCAAGAGUUUUCUCGGUCACCCUCAAAUGGUGACCCCCCAAGUGACUUGCAACAUGGAAAUACAGUUGCAAAUGGAAAAGAGAAGCAACAAUCCAAAGAACCAUUGAUGUCAAUUCCUAAAUCAUUGGAAGAACAAGAAGUUGAUAAUGGCUUGAAUUCUGUUGUUAUUAAAGUUGGAACACUUUUUGAUGAAUCCACUUCUGCUAAGAUUCCAUUAGAUGGAAUUCGAGUAGUCAGCAGUAAGAAUUAUUGUGACGGGGACAAUUCUCAGGUUAAUGGAACUCAAACUAGGCAGUCUUCUCUCAUGGCAGAGCAAUCAAACAUUAAUUCUAUUCCCAACAGUAAAAAAUCUGAUGAAAGUGAUGCAUUACAUGUUCAAGUAGUUGAUACAAUAAUUUCUUGUGAAAAAGAUACAGUUAUUGACCGAGAAAAGCUCAAGGAGACAGAUGAAUACAAGCGAGCUGCGGAAGAAGAAUGGGCAUCUCGGCAGCGACAGCUACAAAUUCAGGCUGAAGAGGCUCAAAGAUUGAGGAAAAGGAAAAAAGCUGAAAGUAUGCGUUUACUGGAUAUGGAGAGACGGCAAAAGCAACGUCUGGAGGAAAUGAGGGAGACACAAAAGAAGGAUGAGGAAAAUCUGAACCUAAAGGAACAACUUAGAAUAGAAGUACGAAAGGAGCUUAGUAUAUUGGAAAUAUCAUGCAUCGAUAUGGUAUCAUUGCUUCGUAACUUGGGAAUCCCUGUAGGUGGCAGUUUUUAUCCCUUGUCCAAUGAGAUUCAUGCUGCUUAUAAACGAGCCUUGCUAAGAUUUCAUCCUGACCGAGCAUCUAAAACCGAUAUUCGCCAGCAGGUUGAGGCGGAGGAAAAGUUUAAGCUUGUUUCUCGCAUGAAGGAGAAAUUUUUAGUGACUUCAUGUCUCUGAGUGCUAACACAGGUUCAAAAUUUGAUAUUGCGAUGCAAUUUUUAUUGUUUCAUGUGCCAGCUAGGAUUUAACAUUUUUGGUGUUAUUGCAUGUAUUAGGAAUUUUUUGCCAGUUCAUAUCAGGUGGACUGGUCAAAAUUGUAAAGCGAUGUAAAUACUUGCAAAGAUAUCAUUGCUAUACGCCAGGAACAUCAGGUUAUAUUUUAUACCGCAGUUUGAGAAAGGAACUAACGCUUUUUAAUUGUUUCCUAA